Messenger RNA from Epinephelus lanceolatus (giant grouper), 1987 nucleotides. RefSeq names its product NOP2/Sun RNA methyltransferase 6 (gene nsun6). Gene Ontology annotation, molecular function: RNA methyltransferase activity; RNA binding. NCBI's taxonomy places the organism in Eukaryota, Metazoa, Chordata, Actinopteri, Perciformes, Serranidae. The record is from RefSeq and is a predicted model, not a curated record. Gene Ontology annotation, biological process: RNA methylation.
CGGAAGUACCGGUCAAAACACGGAUGCUCCAUGCUUCCAUAGAAAAUUGAAGAAAUGUCUGUUUUUCCGAGGAUUUCUCUGAACCCUGAAGUCACUGAUUAUCUGCAGAGUGUCUUCUUAAACAAGGAGGUGUUGGCUGCAGUCGGCCAUCAGGAGGCAGAGAGUCGUUUCCAGAAGCUGCUCACGUGCCUGUCUCACCCUCCCUUGUACACUUGUGUGCGGGUCAGCACUCAUCUCGCCUCCCUGGAAGAGAUCAGACACAAGUUAGGAGACGAGCUGAGAAAGCAGCAGCUGUGUGGCUCAUCAGCAGACGAGAUCUCCGUUCAGAUUCUUCCUCACCCGCAAAUUCCAGAUGUGCUGCUUCUUCCCGUCGAUGGCCCGAGACCUGUGCAGCAGCUAAGCUCAGAGGUGGUGGUUGGAGCUCAGUGUGGCAGUGCCGUACUGAGAGGUGCUCAUGUCUUUGUCCCAGGGAUCCUCGGCAGCCCCAAGUACAUGAAGGCAGGAGAUGCGGUGUCUGUCGUCUCUGACCUGGAGGGUCGGUGCACCCGAGGAUCCUCAGACUUUCAGGGAAAGAAAGUGUUUGUGGGGAAUGGAGUCGCUCAGAUAGACCGCUCUGACAUCUUCUGCACAGAUAAACCUGCCAAAGGAAUAGGUGUUCAGAUGGUGGAGCCACUUUAUCACAGUCCUUCCUUCGACGGUGUUCUACCCGACCUGGUGUUCCUGCAGAACCUUCCCUCUGUGGUUGUGGGACACGUUCUUGGGCCUCGUCCUGGAGAACGGAUCCUGGAUAUGUGUGCUGCGCCCGGAGGGAAGACCUGCCACAUUGCUGCGCUCAUGGGGGAUCAGGGUGAGGUCUUUGCUCUGGACAAGAUCAGAAGUAAGAUCGAUAAAAUUCGUCAAAACGCCCAAAUGUUGCAGUUACGUUCCAUCAAAGUUUACUGCUUUGACAGCGCUAAAGCUGUGAGCAGUGACUCGGGACAGGACGCUCAAGGACCUCCCUUCCCUCCUGAAAGCUUUGACCGGGUUCUGCUGGACGCCCCCUGUAGUGGACUCGGACAGAGACCCAACAUGUCCUGCACCUGGAACCUGAAGGAGAUCUGCUCCUACCAGCCACUGCAGCGCAAGUUAUUCCAUGCGGCAGUGCGGUUGCUGAAGAAAGGCGGGGUUCUUGUUUACAGCACCUGCACAGUGACUCUAGCAGAGAAUGAGGAGCAGGUAGCCUGGGCCCUCAGCACCUUCCCCUGCCUCACACUUAAGCCUCAGGAGCCUCACAUCGGCGCAGAAGGCAUGCUGGGAGCCGGCCUGUUACCUGAGCAGCUGCGACUCCUCCAGAGGUUCAGUCCCGAGCUGAGCUGGGAUCAGACAGAGACUCCAGCAGCCGCCCUCCCCCGCAGAGCCGACGGGGACACUAUCGGCUUCUUUAUUGCCAAGUUCCUGAAAAACUGACCAGAGGGCAUGUUUCCUCUUACGGCACCAUGAGCUCUCACACGAGAACGCAGACGGGAACAAUAGUGUUUAUAUUACCACACUGUGUGUGCUUUGACGGGGCAGUGUUGACAAAGACGCUCACUGCGCUGUUUACAGCAUCUGCCUCUUAACAGCUGCUCUCAGAAACUGCGGGCCAUAUAGGGAUAAGCUUUAUAAACACCCAGGGCAGGAGAGAGGAGAGUGCACGGGAAAGAGAGGGAGGGAGGGAGGGGGAGAAAGGGAGGCACGUGGGGAUGGAGACUGAAUGAGUAUUGGCAAAUGCAGCAGUGCUUGCAUCGCCAUAACAACAGUGACGACACAGCUGCCAUGGUGACAGUGGAUUCACUGGAUCUCAGAGAUCAGGAAGUAGCGUGCAGAAAGAGGUCAUGAGAGGUAUUAACAAUUUGACUUGAUUUUUGACAGACUUGUCCAGCCUGUGUGAGAGACAUGAUGCUGCAUGGAGCUCAUCCAACAGGAGGAAAUUACAGUUUUUCAAAAUAAAAGUUCCUUUAAAAUAAGA